Messenger RNA from Kogia breviceps (pygmy sperm whale), 4089 nucleotides. The record is from RefSeq and is a predicted model, not a curated record. NCBI's taxonomy places the organism in Eukaryota, Metazoa, Chordata, Mammalia, Artiodactyla, Physeteridae.
AUGGGGAAGGACCAGGAGCUGUUGGAAGCUGCUCGCACUGGAAAUGUGGCUCUGGUGGAGAAACUCCUGUCUGGCAGGAAAGGAGGGAUCCUGGGCGGUGGAUCCGGACCCCUGCCCCUGUCUAAUCUGCUAAGCAUCUGGCGAGGCCCCAAUGUGAACUGCACAGACAGUUCGGGUUACACUGCUUUACACCAUGCAGCCUUAAAUGGACAUAAGGACAUAGUUCUCAAACUGCUUCAAUAUGAGGCAUCAACAAAUGUAGCAGACAACAAAGGUUAUUUUCCUAUUCACCUGGCUGCCUGGAAAGGAGAUGUGGAAAUUGUGAAGAUUCUUAUUCAUCAUGGACCAUCGCAUUCCAGAGUCAACGAACAGAACAAUGAAAAUGAAACUGCCCUGCACUGUGCAGCUCAGUAUGGACACUCAGAAGUAGUUGCUGUUCUCCUGGAAGAGCUCACUGAUCCUACCAUCAGGAACAGCAAGCUGGAAACUCCUCUGGACCUGGCAGCCCUCUAUGGAAGGCUUAGAGUGGUCAAAAUGAUCAUCAGCGCACACCCUAACUUAAUGAGCUGCAACACUCGAAAGCACACACCACUACACCUUGCUGCACGCAAUGGUCACAAAGCAGUUGUUCAGGUGCUGCUGGAAGCAGGAAUGGAUGUGAGCUGUCAAACAGAAAAAGGGAGCGCACUUCACGAAGCAGCUUUGUUUGGAAAGGUAGAUGUUGUGCGAGUUCUCUUAGAAACAGGAAUUGAUGCCAACAUAAAAGAUAGCUUAGGUAGAACUGUCUUAGACAUUCUGAAAGAACAUCCAUCUCAGAAAUCUCUCCAGAUUGCAAGUCUCUUACAAGAAUAUUUAGAAGGCGUGGGAAGAUCAACAGUCCUUGAAGCACACAUACAGGAAGAUACAACACAAGAAACACAUAUUUCAUCUCCUGUUGAGUCUCCUUCCCAGAAGACCAAAAGUGAAACUGUGACUGGAGAAUUAUCAAAACUCUUGGAUGAAAUAAAGCUCUGUCAAGAAAAGGAUUAUUCUUUUGAAGAUUUGUGCCACACAAUAUCAGACCACUACUUAGAUAAUUUGAGCAAGAUUUCAGAGGAAGAACUUGGGAAAAAUGGAAGCCAGAGUGUAAGAACUUCAUCUACAAUAAAUUUGUCACCAGGAGAAGUGGAAGAAGAAGAUGAUGAUGAAAACACUUGUGGGCCCUCAGGACUCUGGGAAGCAUUAACUCCUUGUAAUGGAUGUAGGAACCUUGGCUUCCCCAUUCUUGCACAGGAGUCCUAUCCAAAGAAGAGGAAUUACACUAUGGAAAUUGUACCAUCUGCUUCUCUGGAUAUAUUUCCUUCAGAAAAUGUGAACUUUCUAUGUGAUCUCAUGGACACAGCAGUUACAAAGAAACCUUGCUCCUUAGAAAUUGCAAGGGCCCCUUCUCCAAGAACUGAGAAUGCCUCUGAGGUAGCAAUUACUGCUCCAGGAACUAGUAACCAUAGAAACAGCUCCACAGGCCCAACACCUGACUGCUCACCUCCAUCCCCUGACACUGCCCUCAAAAAUAUUGUAAAAGUCAUUCGACCCCAGCCUAAACAACGAACAUCUAUUGUGUCUUCUCUGGAUUUUCAUCGAAUGAAUCACUGCCAAGAAUAUUUUGAAAUCAACACAUCUACAGGGUGUACAGGCUUUACUUCCAGCCCUCCUGUUAGUCCACCCACCUCUUCUGUGGCAACCACAGAAGUCAAGAACGAGGGAACUGGCCGUACAGAUGAUCUCUCUCAAGAGGAGCACAAUGAUCCCCCAAAAGAAUAUGAUCCUGGGCAAUUUGCAGGCCUUCUCCAUGGAUCCUCUCCAGCCUGUGAGUCCCCUGAAAAUCCAUUUCAUCUCUAUGGGAAAAGAGAUGAACGUGAAGAAGGAAAAGAUGAAGUCAGUUUGACAAAUAGUCCUUUGCCUUUCAAGCAGACUCCAAUAGAAAAUAACUCAGAACCUUUGGUAAAGAAAAUUAAACCCAAAGUAGUCAGUAGAACAAUUUUUCACAAAAAAAGCAACCAACUUGAAAACCAUACCAUUGUUGGCACAAGAACAACUAGGAGUGGAUCCCGGAAUGGGGACCAGUGGAUUGUGAACACGGGGGGAUUUGUGGAGAGAGCCUGUACCCUGGGAAGAAUAAGGUCAUUGCCAAAAGCCCUGAUCGACAUGCAUUUAUCAAAAAAUGUCUCUAAAUCGGAUUCUGAUCUCAUUGCCUACCCUUCAAAUGAGAAAACAUCAAGAGUUAACUGGACUGAAUCUUCAACUGCUGAUCACAGUUCUAAAGGGAAUUCUGAAAGAACGCCAUCCUUCACUUCCGAAUGGGAAGAAAUUGACAAAAUAAUGAGUUCCAUAGAUGUUGGAAUUAACAGUGGACUUGAAGAAAUUAAUGGUGAGAACACAAGACCCAGAUGCCCUGUCCAAACAGUGGGACAAUGGUUGGAAAGCAUUGGGCUACCUCAGUACGAGAACCACCUGAUGGCUAAUGGAUUUGACAAUGUGCAGUUUAUGGGAAGCAAUGUUAUGGAAGAUCAAGAUCUGUUGGAAAUUGGAAUCCUUAAUUCUGGGCACAGACAAAGAAUUCUACAGGCAAUCCAGCUCCUUCCAAAGAUGAGACCCAUUGGCCAUGAUGGCUACCAUCCCACAUCUGUUGCUGAGUGGCUGGAUUCCAUUGAACUAGGUGACUACACCAAAGCCUUUCUGAUUAAUGGCUAUACGUCGAUGGACCUGUUGAAAAAAAUCUGGGAGGUCGAACUUAUUAAUGUUUUAAAAAUCAAUUUGAUUGGCCACAGGAAACGUAUCUUGGCAUCUCUAGGAGACAGGCUGCACGACGAUCCACCACAGAAGCCCCCUCGGUCCAUCACUCUCAGGGAACCCAGUGGUAAUCACACUCCUCCUCAGUUGUCUCCAUCACUUAGCCAAAGCACUUACACCACUGGUGGCUCCCUAGACGUUCCUCACAUUAUCAUGCAGGGCGAUGCAAGGAGGAGAAGAAAUGAAAACUACUUUGAUGAUAUUCCCCGAUCAAAACUGGAGAGGCAGAUGGCCCAGACAGGAGACUGGGGAGAACCUUCCAUUACCUUGCGACCUCCAAACGAAGCCACAGCCUCAACUCCAGUGCAGUACUGGCAACACCACCCGGAAAAGCUCAUCUUCCAGUCGUGUGAUUACAAAGCUUUUUAUUUAGGUUCUAUGCUGAUAAAAGAGCUCAGGGGGACAGAAUCAACCCAAGAUGCUUGUGCAAAAAUGCGGGCUAACUGUCAGAAGUCUACAGAGCAAAUGAAGAAGGUCCCUACUAUUAUUCUUUCCGUCUCAUAUAAAGGAGUCAAAUUUAUUGAUGCAACAAAUAAGAACAUAAUUGCCGAACAUGAAAUUCGUAACAUCUCCUGUGCUGCCCAGGACCCAGAAGACCUCUCAACAUUCGCUUAUAUCACAAAAGAUUUGAAGUCCAAUCACCACUACUGUCACGUGUUUACUGCCUUCGAUGUGAAUUUAGCCUACGAGAUCAUCCUAACGCUGGGACAGGCAUUUGAAGUUGCUUACCAGCUCGCGCUGCAAGCCAGGAAAGGGGGUCAUUCCUCCACGCUUCCAGAAAGCUUUGAAAACAAGCCCUCCAAGCCCAUCCCCAAGCCCCGAGUCAGCAUUCGCAAGUCGGUGGUAAGUAGAAAAGACACAGAUGUUCUGAAAACCUUGAAGUGGAGCGGAGGGAUCCUUGGUGCCAUGGGGGCUGGCGAGAAUCCAGGGCCUGCCCUUCUGGUCCUUCCCUCGGCCUCAUCCUGGCACGUGUCUGUCCUCUCAGCCCAGUUCCUGCAAAGUCUUGGGGACCAUCUGCCUGAACUUGGAGGCUCCCAAGGAAAUUCCACUUCUUUUGUCCCUUGCAGCAGCCUGUGAGGGGACUGGGCGCUGCUGGCCUCCCGGGGGAGUCUUUCCUCAAGGUCCAGGCGAUCUUGGGAAAAAGGAUCCCUGAGGCCCCGGCUGCCACCCCUCUAGGGGGCAAGCCUCUCACAAGCCGCAGGGCAGCAGAGAGGGUGACAGAGGCUCACGGGGAGGGCAUCCCUGGUACGCAGCUAGAGG